Messenger RNA from Drosophila eugracilis, 1173 nucleotides. RefSeq names its product hyphally regulated cell wall protein 1. The record is from RefSeq and is a predicted model, not a curated record. NCBI's taxonomy places the organism in Eukaryota, Metazoa, Arthropoda, Insecta, Diptera, Drosophilidae.
UUCAAGUGCGCACACGAAACGCUCUCCAUUCUAGUGAUUUUUUUGUUGUUUUUCUUAUUAAGAAACUCCUUGGGAAAUACCCAUUAUUAAAUUCGGUUCUUCACGGCGAGAUGCUGUCAACAACGAGCUCUUUCACCGCCCACCUUGUGUUUAUACUUUUUGGCGGCCUGCUGUUAACUCAUCACUGUGUCCAAGGUCAGGCGAAUAAAGUGUCCUCCAAGUUGGAUUUCGAUGAGAGCGAUGGCAGCAACAAUCAGACGGGUUUACCCGGUCAGCCAGGACAGGUGGGCGGAACUGGAAAUGGGAGCUAUGACCCAGGAACGGGACGGGGCUUAAGUGGUGGUGGAGGAGGAGUUGGUUCUAGUGGAGGCAGCAGCAGCGGAACAUCCAGCGGUGGCAAUCGACCUAAGAUCCAUGGCGUCCGGGUCACUGUCGAUACAGGCGAUGGACAGCAGCAAACGAAAGAGUCCAAGGAGAGCGUGGAAAUUACGGAUUUGGGGAAGCACAAGAAGCGUGUGGGCAUCCACACGGACAUCACGUUCGAAAUAACCUCCGAUUCGGAUGGAAAUGAAACCAGUUCCGCUCAGCAGCAGGGCGACAAGGAGGACGCCAGUGUUCCCAUUUACAAGGGUCGUGGCGGAAGCGACUCAAAGCACAAAACUCGCAAACCCUAUGAUCCAAAAUCCCAGUGGAAUCCCAACUUCUCCGGCGAGCAACGUGGCUACCAGGGCACCAAUCGAGGUGGCUAUCAGGGAUCGAAUCGCGGAGAAUAUUAUCCUCAAUACUAUCCCGAGUAUAGCGGUGGAAAUUCUGGUACAGGUAGCAUCUACAGGAACGGCGAGACCUGGACGCACUAUGUCCCGGUUUGGACAACGGAGAGAGUGCCUCAGGAACAGGGACAGAUUUAUCGGCGACCCAGUUGGAAGCCUUGUUAUUGCAUGUCCUCCGCCGAUUUUCGACGUCGUCGAGAUAGCAAAAUAGCCAGAAGAGAUCCCACAGAUCAGCAUAAGGGAGUAAUCAAUAGUGGCGUCGUCCAGGUGGUGGACGGCAAGCUGGAGAGGCCCUUUUCGUGAGGAUUAGGUACUCUCCUUAAUUGGAUUCUUUCACCUUUCCUAGCUUUAAGUUAGUCACUAAUUGUUUUUUAAAAUAAAACAGUCGAUGUAGUUUUUAAAA